Panicum virgatum (switchgrass) is the source of this 3177-nucleotide messenger RNA. RefSeq names its product RNA polymerase II C-terminal domain phosphatase-like 4. Gene Ontology annotation, molecular function: RNA polymerase II CTD heptapeptide repeat phosphatase activity. Gene Ontology annotation, cellular component: nucleus. Lineage: Eukaryota; Viridiplantae; Streptophyta; Magnoliopsida; Poales; Poaceae. The coding region runs from base 1575 to 2933 and encodes 452 amino acids. The record is from RefSeq and is a predicted model, not a curated record. The transcript is spliced from 8 exons.
GACGGCCCCAUGGGUUUGGCAGCUCCGGCUGCGCGAUUUCAGCCUUUGAUUCCCCGCGCAUUUAGAGUCAGGUGAUCGUCUUUAUGCUGGAGGAGGGAAGAGCAGAUUUUCCUCCGUUUGAGCUUAUUAGGGUUCCGUGUUUGAUUGGGUAAAGUCGUAAGCAUAUGCUUGAGGCUUUUUGCUUCCCCAUUACUUGCAUCGUGGUGUGAUAGACUGGGUGGAUCUGAGAGCUUUUUAUCACCCUCUAGGGUUUACUAGAAUUCGCAUUGCUCCUGUACUGAGCGCACUGAAUCAUAUUGACAAUUCAGUCGAACUUUAUGUUAUGUGAAAUGUGGAAUCUGAAAUUCGUGUAACCAGUUGUUUUGAUAGCACUAAUAUGUCUUGCAAUCCCAUGUGCGGGUACUGUAAAUACGUUUGUCCUCUUGUGGUAUGCAAGUUUGAUGUAUUAGUUUUGGUUGCAUCUUCAGCUUAUGCUAUCGCAAGCUGAAACUAAGACAAGGCAUACUAGCAUGUGUUGCCGUCCUUCCACCAGAAAUCUUCCAAAUAAAUGUAACCUGGGGACUUUUUGGGAAGGUUUGUUAGGUAAGCCUUUUAUGAUAUCAUUUUUUGGAGAAACUUCAAGUGAACAAAAAAAUUCAGCUGCUUACUCAACUUUGUCAACAAUUUCAUCCUAUCUAUGAGGUAAAUCAUAGAACUCUUGUGUGCUUUGUUGCUGCAAGGCCUGUUUAAUCUUCUAUCUCAAAGUGGGGGAGGGGGGAGGAAAGACAAUCCCAGUAUGAAAUGUGAAUCCUAGCCAAUUUGAAUUCCAUUUGCAAACAUACCUUCCGGUGUUCCUAAUCCUAGCCACUGUCUGGUUCAUCGUUUCCUUAAAUUUCAAGUGUCAGCUCUGCAUGAUUUUCUUGGGUUUUGCUCUAAACUCGUGUUACUUCAUAGACCCCUUCUCUUGUUUUUGCUUUGGGGCCUGAUAGUUGUAAAUUUGGCAUGUGCUGGAGUAGGAAGACACCUACUUAUGAAUUAGGAUUUAGUUUAAUAGUCUUAAGUCUGUCCAUCCUUUCUAAUCCAAAUAGGCCCAGGUAGAAUCAUUGAAUUCUAGUCAGCUUUAUAGAAGUUAGGCAUUGGUUGCUCAUGGUGCCUAGUGACUAGGCAGGCUAGGCGUCUGCCCUUUGCUGGUUUGCGCUUGAUUUUCUGAUGUUCAAUAUCCAACCAAAUGGCUGUUACUUGUUAAAUUACUAGUUCACAUGAAAUUCAAAUUUCUGAUGUUAAAGACAAAUGCGAUGUAAAACAGAACCGUACAUGAGCAGUUACAGUAUCAUGGAGGUGUUUAUGGUAUAAAAAGCCAUGCAUCUGUGAAAAUUCCUCUUCAGAUGUUUAACUGCAAGUCUGCAAUACAACUUGUACAAAGUGUGAUGUCCUUCCAUGCUGGGUAGUAAGAGUGUUGAGUUAUCAUUGAGGAUAGUGAUGGGUGAUGGGGAGAGCAUCCUAGUAUCAGGAAAAAGGAAGAGAAGAAGUUCAUGGGAUGAAGUUGUGUUAAUGCUAAAAGGCGUAGAGUGGAGGAACAACGCCAAGAUCAAGGAAUGUCAAUUAGGCCUGGCAAAAUUGCAACUGGUCCAUCUAAAAACGUUCAAGUUGAGUUAUGUCCACAUCCUGGAUAUUUUGGUGGCCUUUGCUAUAGAUGUGGCAAACCACAGGAUGAGGAAGAUGUUUCAGGAGUUGCUUUUGGUUACAUCCACAAGGGCUUGAGGCUAGGUACUUCAGAAAUCGACAGAUUACGUGGCUCUAAUUUGAAGAAUCUGUUGCGUGAAAGAAAAUUAGUGCUUAUUUUAGACCUGGAUCAUACACUGAUCAACUCGACCAAACUCCAACAUAUUUCUUCUACUGAAAAUGAGUUGGGUAUUCGGACAGCUGCUCUAAAAGAUGAUCCGGACAGAAGCAUCUUCACGCUAGAUUCGAUGCAGAUGCUGACAAAGUUGAGACCAUUUGUCCAUAAUUUUUUGAAAGAAGCAAGCAAUAUGUUUGACAUGUAUAUAUACACCAUGGGUGACAAAGCUUAUGCAAUUGAAAUAGCAAAGCUUCUUGACCCUACUAAUGUCUAUUUUCCAUCAAAAGUGAUUUCGAACUCGGAUUGCACUCAGCAACAUCAGAAAGGUCUUGAUGUGAUUCUUGGGGCUGAAAGUGUUGCAGUGAUCCUUGAUGACACUGAAUAUGUCUGGCAGAAGCAUAAAGAAAAUCUAAUUCUGAUGGAGAGAUAUCAUUACUUUGCUUCAAGCUGCCGCGAAUUUGGUUUUGGUGUUAGAUCUUUGUCAGAGUCUAUGCAAGAUGAAAGGGAGAGUGAUGGUGCUUUGGCUACAGUUUUAGAUGUCUUGAAGCGCAUACAUGCGAUUUUCUUUGACACGGCUGCUGAAACUGAUCUUUCUUCACAGGAUGUAAGACAGGUGAUCAAGAUGGUACGGAAAGAAGUACUGAAAGGCUGCAAACUAGUCUUCAGCCGGGUGUUCCCGAACAACGCUCGCCCACAGGAGCAGAUGAUGUGGAAGAUGGCCGAGCGUCUGGGUGCCGUUUGCUCUACAGACGUGGAUUCCACAGUGACCCACAUCGUGGCUGUGGAUCUGGGAACAGAGAAGGCCCACUGGGCUGCAGGCAACAAAAAGUUUUUGGUCCAUCCGCGCUGGAUUGAAGCUGCCAAUUUCCGAUGGCACCGACAACCUGAGGAAGAUUUUCCUGUCGUUCCUCCGAAGGUAAAGAGCAGAGAUGAAGUGAAUGCUGUGACUGGCCAGAAUGAAACGAGCAAAGAUAAAGAAGAAAAUGCUGUAGCUGGCGUGAAGGAAACGAUCAACGAUAGGAAAGAAGAAAAUGACGCAGACGGCCAGAAGGAUAAGGACGACGCCAAAGAAAACGCUGUGGCAACUACUGCUACAGGCCCUGCUGACUCGUAAUGGUCUGUAGGGCUCGAAAGUUGGCUGACAUACAGUGUAGGCGUGCAGGUUUGUGGGGACGGACCGCGGAGAUUGCUUUUUUGUUACCCGCUCGUGCAGGUCCAAGAUGUUAGAUUUAAUUCUGGUACGCGUGAAAUUUUGAUGCUGACCUGAGAUGCUGAUUGGGCCUCCGGCCAUAUGACUUGUGGUACUAUAACACUAUAGGAGUUUUUCAAAUUGAUGUCAUUAUUAUGGCAUAAUUCUA